This is a messenger RNA of Poecile atricapillus (Black-capped chickadee), 1714 nucleotides long. It is a transcript of the gene EIF3J, whose product is annotated as eukaryotic translation initiation factor 3 subunit J. NCBI's taxonomy places the organism in Eukaryota, Metazoa, Chordata, Aves, Passeriformes, Paridae. The coding region runs from base 101 to 856 and encodes 251 amino acids. Gene Ontology annotation, molecular function: translation initiation factor activity. The record is from RefSeq and is a predicted model, not a curated record. Gene Ontology annotation, cellular component: cytoplasm; eukaryotic translation initiation factor 3 complex. The transcript has 8 exons.
GGCCCCGCCCCUGUGGGCGUGUCCGUGGGCGGGGCGGGGUCACCCGGCUCUGUCCCGUCGUGCCCCGCGCGGCGCUGCCGGCGGCCGCGGUCGGGGCAAGAUGGCGGCGGAGGCGGCGGACUCGUGGGACGCCGACAGCUUCGAGGUGGUGGAGCCGGUGGCGAAGCGGCUGGUGCCGGGGGUGGCCGGGGACCGCUGGGCCGGCGAGGAUGAGGAGGACGACGUGAAGGAUAACUGGGAUGAUGAGGAGGAAGAGGAGGAGGUGAAGGAGACAGAGGUAAAACAAGAACCGAAAGUCUCGGAAAAAAAGAAAAUAGCAGAAAAAAUCAAAGAAAAAGAAAAGCUACAGAAGAAAAAGCAAGAGGAGCUUAAAAAAAGGUUAGAGGCACCCGAGGAGCAGAAGGAGCUCACACCAGAAGAACAGUUGGCAGACAAACUACGGCUAAAGAAGUUACAGGAGGAGUCGGACCUGGAGCUGGCAAAGGAAACCUUUGGUGUAAAUAGCACUUGUGGAAUAGAUGCCAUGAAUCCCUCUUCAAAAGAUGACUUCACGGAAUUUGGGAAGCUCCUCAAGGAGAAAAUCACACAGUACGAGAAGUCCUUACAUUACGCCGGGUUUUUGGAAGCGUUGCUUCGGGACAUCUGUAUUUCCUUGGAGGUGGAUGAUUUGAAAAAGAUCACAAACACCCUGACAGUAUUAUGCAGUGAAAAACAAAAACAAGAGAAGAAUAAAGCCAAAAAGAAGAAAAAAGGUGUUGUGCCUGGUGGGGGGCUGAAGGCGACGAUGAAAGACGACCUGGCCGACUACGGCGGCUACGACGGCGAGUACGUACAAGACUUUGAAGACUUCAUGUGACAUUUAUCUCCCUUCUGUUGUCUUUCUGUUGCCCAUAAUCCCUUAAACAUGUAGCACAACCUUUCUUCCUCUAAAUUCUGCCAAAUGCUACAAUCAGAAUUGCAGUAUCUGUGUGCUGGGGGCUGGAGGUGCCGGGAGGAAGCUCCGGGCCGGGGUGGAAUGGAAAAGGUCUGUAAAUCGCAGUUAAAAACCCAAAAUUCUGAUAAUGGGCACUGCUGCUAUUUAUAGCAACAGCCACUAAAUUGGGAAGGAAUUGGAACAAGGUGAAGGAUUGUAACCAGCACAGCUCCAUGACAUGGCCUUAACUGUCCCUGCUCCAGGGCCAGGGCUGAGCACGAGCAGUUUGCAGCAAGGGCAGGGUGUGCACGUAGAGUUCCAGUCGCUUUGUCUUGAGUUAGAGCUUGAGGAUUUCAGUAUUUUGGGAAGGGAACUGCUAACUUCAGUGUGGAAUACUGCACCUGGGAGUGUGGCCCCUGGGACAGCCACUACUCCAGAGCCUGACACCUGAACAGCGCCUGGUGGGGCAGAGCAAGGCAAAACCCACUUGUGUCUCCAGGAUGAAGUUUAGUUCCAUUCAUUUAAAUUUCUACUAAUGCAGCUGUCUGGGUUGGGUGUUCUUUAACAGUUAAUUAAGGGGUUAAGUGUAAAAGAAAAAACCAAACCACACAAAAUCCUUGGGGCUCUCCUGGGUUGUGGUGGGUCUCUCACGACUCGGCCGUUUUCUUUCAUUAAAAACCAAACUUGCUUAGCAAACUGCAGCAGUUCCUACAGUUGGGCAAAUUGUUAUGUUAACAAUUACAACAUCUGCAAUGUUUUAUAAAGCAACUAAUUUAAUAAAAAUCACUAUUGAGGACUUCA